Messenger RNA from Fusarium venenatum, 228 nucleotides. The record is from RefSeq and is a predicted model, not a curated record. Lineage: Eukaryota; Fungi; Ascomycota; Sordariomycetes; Hypocreales; Nectriaceae.
AUGAUGAAGAGGAAUGGACCGAAUGCUCUCCCGCUGAUGUCACAAUCCUCGAGGGACGAUGGGCACUGUGGAAUCAGAUACACUGGGCUCGCUGCAGUAACCCAAGCUGCCAGAGCAAGCUUCCUGCAAACACAGGAUUUUGAAGCAGGCACAAUGAUCCCGCCGGAACUUGAGAGAUGCGGGAAUCCAAAUUGCAAUAUGGACAGCACCAACUACAUGGGCCAGUGA